GCGGGGCUCGCGCCGGGCCGCGCGCUGCCCUCGGGCCCCGCGGGGGCGGGGCUGAGCAGCCGGGGCGGCGCGGGCACGGCCGCUCCUGGGGGCGGAGCGGAGCGGAGCGGGGCGGCAGUUUCAAACGCGGCGUGAGGGGAGCCCGCGCGGCCCGGCGCUUCGGCCGCCGGCAGCGGCUCGGGUUGUGUUCGUCCCGCCGGAAAGAUCCCUAGGCGCUGGAGGAGGAAUCUGCCAGUGCCGGAGCGCGCCGCUGCUGUCCUUCGCUUAUUAGCAAUGCAACUGUUCGUCCAAAGAAGGUAUUUGGUAAUAAACCAUCUGUGAACUGGAGUCACUAUACUUAGAAGACUUGGAAGUGGACUUGGACUUGCAAGUGUUCUUGCCUCAAAAAAUUAAAAUCUACCUUCUGACAGCAAGGAAGCGAAAACAAUGGGAGUGACUUACCUGUGGCAAAUCCUUGAGCCUGUCAGACAACCUGUCAACAUAAGUAGUCUCAGAGGGAAAACACUUGCUGUUGAUUUAAGUUUGUGGGUUUGUGAAGCACAGAGUGUUAAAAAGAUGGUUGGAGUAGUUACUAAGCCACAUCUCAGAAACCUAUUUUUUCGAUUCUCUUUCUUUACAUCAAUGGGAAUUAAACUAGUGUUUGUCAUGGAGGGAGAGGCCCCCAGGCUGAAAGCAGACACCAUGAGCAAGAGGAAUGAGAUGCGCUAUGGGCCUUCCAAGAAAGCUGGAGCUGUAAGAACAGGGAGAUCUUUAUUUAAAGCCAUGUUAAAAGAGUGUCUUGAACUGCUGGAGUGUUUAGGUGUCCCUUGGGUUCAAGCAGCUGGAGAGGCAGAGGCCAUGUGUGCUUACCUAAAUGCAAAAGGACUUGUUGAUGGCUGCAUUACCAAUGAUGGAGAUGUUUUCUUGUAUGGAGCUCAAACAGUUUAUAGGAACUUUGCCAUGAAUGCUAAGGAUCCACAUCUUGACAGUUACACAAUGUCCUCUAUUAAAGAGAAACUCGGUUGUGAUAGAGAGUCUUUGAUUGGGCUAGCAGUUCUUCUGGGCUGUGAUUAUCUUCCAAAGGGGGUUCCAGGAGUUGGGAAGGAGCAAGCUUUAAAGUUAAUUGAGGCUCUGCAAGGUCAAAACUUAUUGCAAAGAUUUGAGCAGUGGAAGGAACAAUUUCAUUAUGAUGAUAAUCCACCUUUGGGUGUUAAAAGGGUAAUUCACUGUUCAGCGUGCCAUCAUCCAGGAUCUUACAAGGAACACGAGCACAAUGGAUGUAAAUUCUGUGGAAGUGUGAGAUGCUGCAAACCCAGUGACUCCAAACACUGCUGCCCCUGUGCAUGGCAUCGGUGGGAGCGAGUGAAACAAGCAAAUGCACUGGAGGACAGUAUCAAAAAAAAAGCCAUGAGUUGUGAGGGCUUUCCAUUUUCUGAGGUUAUCCAAGAGUUUCUUGUAAACAAGAAUAAAUUGAUCAACAUAAAGGAAUGUCAAAGGCCAAAUUUAUUGUCCUUUCAGCUGUUUGCUUCCGAGAAGAUGGAAUGGACCAAACAUUAUGCUUGUAAGAAGCUGUUAGCACUUUUGACACAUUAUGAUAUGAUCCAGAGAAAAUCUGGAUACAUUGACUCAAAACAACUGCAGGCAAUACGGAUUGUUAAGACACGUGUUAAAAAUGGAAUUCCUUGUUUUGAAAUUGAAUGGCAAAAACCAGAACAUUAUGUUGAUCCAGAAGAUGAGCCUGUGGAGUUGUUUGUAGUCACAGUAGAAGAAGAGUCUUUGUUUCAGGCUGCUUAUCCUGAUGUUGUUGCCCUCUAUCAAGUGCAAAAGUCAGACAUUCUUCAGAAGAAACAGAAAAAAAAGAAAGACAGGUCAGAAGAAAAGGAGUUACCAAAUUCUUAUGAUGAAAUUACCAGUCUUCUGUCUCAAAUUAGUUUAAAGCCUACGCACAGAAUUCUUCCUGUGCAACACUCCACGUCAGAUACAAAAUCUCCCUCAGAAGAUCAGACACAGCAGAGAAGUACUGGAUCAAAAGAUGUAGCAUUACCUUCAGCUUCCUUCAGAACAGUUUGUGUGUCAACAUCAGCAGCUGCUCUUGCUGACUCAUCUGUGCCCUCACAGUGCACUAAACAUUCAGGGAUAUCAUCCUCUUCCUUUGUAACUGGUCUGCAACUGAGCAGUACUGAUGGGAAAGGAACCUCCCUCAGCACUACACCAGCCCAUGGAGGUGAUGACCAUGAUCCAGCAGCUGACUUAACCACAUGCAUAAAAUACUCACAUCCACUAAGUCAUGAAACACUAAGAAAUAGCUCAGAUUAUUUUGAUGUUACACAGUCUGAUAUGCAUUCUGAUAGUGAGGAUGAUUUGUUCUCAAGUGAUGCUAUGGGACAACUUCAGGAGUGGUCUUUAAGCGAGCGAAUACUUAAGAAGGCUCUCAUUCCAUCACAGCCUUUGUCUGAAGAUGCAGUGCAACUGGAGUCUUUGAAUUGUUUUAAACAAACAAAAGAAACAUUGAAUCCUGAUAGAAAUCAUGUCUCUUCCUCAUGUCCAUUAAAUAACCCAGUGCAGGAAAAUAAAAAUGUUCUAUCAGAAAACUCUGCUAGUGAAUCCAGCCUACAUAUCUAUCAAAAUACACACAAGAAAGCUGACAUCCUAGCUGAAAUAGUGCAAAAAGACCCUUCUAGAAGUGGUUCAGCAUCUCUAGCCUGCAGUGGGAAAACAACAGAGACACUUCAUCCUGGGUAUGAAAUGCUUCCAGCAUCUCGAAAGCCAGCAGAUGCAACUGGCUGUCACAUCAAAGAAGCUUGUAUUGAAACUACUUGGAAAGCUUCUUUUAAGAAGAGUGUCUGUCAGAACAGAUGCUCUUCUAGUGAAGACAGUGAUGAUGGGCACGUGGAUAAAAUCCUGGUUUAUGAGCAGCAGAAAAGGCAACUGAACCCUGGCCAGUUUAAGAAAUGUUUUACAAAGAAAAAGAGUAGCAUUGUUACUAGCAAAAGGACAAACAGUGACUCAGCCCUUUCAAUUAAGGGAAACAAGAAAAUGACCAAUUUAAAGAAAGCUGUUAACAAUUUCUCAGUGCAAGUAGCUCCAAAACUGUCCUCUGUAGAGAAAGUUAAUUGUUCCCAAAGUCCAGAGCGACCAGUGGAAAGACUGGGUUCUGAUCCCACACAGCAAGAGAAAAGUGCUGUUCUGACUUCUGCGUGGGCAGACAGUCCCCUUCCCCUGUCUGAAAGACUGAAAGGAAGAAUCAAAAUCAAUUAGGUUCUCCAUAAAAUAGAUCAUGAUAUCAAUUAAUUGUCAGUUCUUGAAGACUUCUUUCUCCAAGUUUUCUGUCAAUCUUAUGUGGACACAGUUUUAAUGAAUAGGAAGUGCUGGCACUGGAGCUGAAGUUUGAAACUAAAAUGUUAACAAAAGUGCCGGACAGUUGAUUGUAGGCAAGUACCAGUCAUUCUGUGUGUGUUUAGGUUCUGAACUUGAUACAUAAGCAUCAGGAUACAGUAUGCAAGGAUGAGGGAGAUUUAAGAAAAAGGGUUUUUUUCCCAACCAGUUGUGCAGAUUUUGUGUACAGCUAUUAGUCUUGCUUACAAAAACACUUUCUAGAACAGUGCCUUCAGUGCUGUUGGAUUUUCCUAAUAAGACAAAGUGAUGCAGCAUUUUUAAACUGAAGUUCUCCAUUCUCCUCCACUAAUUUAAUUUUGCAAGUUUUGAAAUGGGUUUUGAAAUCCUGUGUUUCUGGUUGUAUUGACAAUCUCUGAAGGACCAGAUAGAGACACACAGCAGAUGUACUUCACAGGGUAGCUAAAUUUAUAUCUGCUGUGCCCCAUAAUAAGCUGUUCUUUGGGGGUGCACCUCUUCCAAAGAGUGGAAUAAUCCAUGGAAGGAUACUCUGGUGUUGUAGCUGUCAUAUCUAAUAUUUAAGGAAAUUUUAUGACUAAUUUAAUUUGGGCAUUUUUUUCUUAAAGAAGGUUGAAAUCUCAUCUAAAAUUCACUUCCAUGCAUAAUAGAGUGAAAGUUAAGUUACAGAAAAUCUAGUUAUCAUAUUGCAAGUUCUUUGAAUAAUAUCAUGUUUGGGUGUUUUUUAAAAGGGGAAACUUGAGUACAAUUACAGUUUUGAAAGUGCUCUUCCUGCCUCUUUAUUGCAGAAGCAAUACUGGUUCAUACACCAGAAAAAGUUGCUCUCAGCAGUUGCCUGUUGGAGGAAUACCUCCUUCUCUGUAGUAGGUGUUUGUAACUUCUUCUGUGCACCAGCCAGAAGGAAGACAAUUCUUGCCAUGACAUAUUGGUAACGAGAAAUUUAGAAUAUCUGUGCCUUAGUGAAAAUGCCAGUUCAUCAUGGUCAAGGACCAAGUUUGGAAGCUGAAUUCCAGAUGUGUUUAAGGAAGACAUAGGUAGCCUAUAGCUAAUACAGUAUGUAAUUAGACAAAUGAUGCUUUCUUAGUUUACUCUGUGGGAAGAUGGAAAAGUUUUAUUUAUAAUUAAUUGAUUUUCCAAUGUAUGUAUUCUGGAAAUGAGAAAAAAAUUGAAAAUAUUGAGAACUUAUUUUCAGUUUUGAAGAUGGUCUUUGUCUUCUG
Molecule: messenger RNA, 4547 nt
Organism: Motacilla alba alba
Lineage: Eukaryota; Metazoa; Chordata; Aves; Passeriformes; Motacillidae
Gene: GEN1
Product: GEN1 Holliday junction 5' flap endonuclease
Exons: 15
Coding region: 427-3237 (936 amino acids)
Molecular function (GO): four-way junction DNA binding; 5'-flap endonuclease activity
Source: RefSeq, a predicted model, not a curated record